AUGGAUCAGCCGACAGGGAGCCCUCUCCUCUCCCAGUCCACCAUCCCCACCGACGUUCCGAACGUUGCUUCAACCAAUGUUGGGAACAUGGGUCGCGUUCAUCCGACGACUUCGAUUCCCACAAGCCAUCCUCUAAGCUCCACUCCCUCCUCUUCUCCUCCCCUCCGCUCCGUCCACAACCACACCUCCGCGUGGGAGCCCUACAUCUUCCACUACACUGCGGGCAUCCCCACGCCCACGCUCUUCCUCUUCGUGGUCAACUUCCACGAGCCUCGCUACGCGCCCGUCCGCUUCCUCUCCACUCAGUACUUCCCGCUCUUCCGCCGCCACUUCCUCUUCGACUUCGACGUCGUCUUCCUCGGCCCCUGGGAGAGCCGCGGGGAUCACGUGCUCUCCCACCGCCUGCCCAUCCACGGACACUUCUCCUACCGCUCCCUCGCCGUCGCCUACCAGCAGCUCUGCGUCCGCGAGGCCUGCCGCUAUGCCUCCUUCGUCCUCAUGAACGACGACAGCUACCUCGACCCCGUCUUUCUCCUCCAAUACCCGCUCGAGAAGUCCCUCACCGAACCCUCCCGCAUGCUCAAUCCCCGCGGGAAUUGGAUGUGGCUCCGAAAACGAAACGCUCGCAACCAGACCUACGCGCAGGCCUUCGACGACGCGCUGCGCGAGCUUAUCGCCCAGCCGCGCUGGAGCAAGUGCGAAUUCGGGAAACCGGAGAAUCGGCGGCGAGGAUUCGCGGAUUUUUUCAUGAUUCGUCGCGACAACAUGAGCGAUUUCUGCGAGUUAUCCGCGGUUAUGUACCGACAUCGCGUGUUCCUGGAGAUGGCGGCGCCGACGAUUAAUUACUGCUUUACGCGGACGUUCGUGGACAACUGCAAUCAUGGACCUAUGAAGAAUCGGAGGACAUGUGUUCACAUGCAUCCCGUGAAGUAUCGACAACCCGGGAACGAGCAGCUCGCCAUCAAUCGGAUGCUGCGGUAUAAUAUGGAUGCGGCACCGCCACGAAUGUGGUAACAGAGUGAUGUGUGUAAGUGAUGGGCUGUCUGCUGCGUGUGUGUUGUGUGUGUUGUAUGAUGCGUGCUGCGUGC
Blastocystis hominis is the source of this 1088-nucleotide messenger RNA. RefSeq lists its product as hypothetical. The transcript has a single exon. The record is from RefSeq and is a predicted model, not a curated record. Lineage: Eukaryota; Bigyra; Opalinata; Blastocystidae. Bases 1 to 1014 code for a protein of 337 amino acids.